Podarcis raffonei (Aeolian wall lizard) is the source of this 1302-nucleotide messenger RNA. RefSeq names its product myozenin 3 (gene MYOZ3). Gene Ontology annotation, cellular component: actin cytoskeleton; Z disc. The coding region runs from base 349 to 1161 and encodes 270 amino acids. The transcript has 8 exons. Gene Ontology annotation, molecular function: actin binding; FATZ binding; telethonin binding. The record is from RefSeq and is a predicted model, not a curated record. Lineage: Eukaryota; Metazoa; Chordata; Lepidosauria; Squamata; Lacertidae.
AGGAUUAGGGUCUUGGCAUCUCGGCGGCAGGAGAUCGAAAAAGACACAAGGGGGCAAGACCUGGGACAGCUGGAACGCUCUUGGGCGAGAAAAGGGGUCGAGGAAACUCAAACUGGGCUCUAAUCCUCACCUGGGAAGUGUCUGCCAUCUCAGGACUUCACCACAGGGCUUUACGGUCUGAGAAAGGGCUCAAGCAGCCAUGCUGCAAUGACAGGAAUGCCACGCCCCACCCUCCAGAGCAUAUCCGUUUAUGCCAGUGGCACGCUUGCAAAAUGAUGCCAGCUGAAGUGGGUGUAUAAUGGACGGUGCCUUAAACAACACAGUCCUAACCUUGCCAAUAUCGAGAAAAUGUUCCCCCUCCUUCAUUCAGAUCACAGCAGAGAGCCGAGGACACGGGUCCAGACCAUUAUGGGGGAGCUCACAGAUGGAGAAGCUCUGGUGGAGCUCGAUUUAGGAAAGAAGGUGAGCAUCCCUCAGGAUCUGAUGAUGGAGGAGCUCUCCCUGCCAAUCAACAAGGGCUCCAGGCUGUACCAGAAGAGGCAGAGGAGAGUGCAGAACUUUGUGCUGGAGCAUCCUUCGGGCUACAGAAUUAUCUCAAAUGCUUCUGGAGGAGGAGGAGGCUCACACGCUAAUUACAAUGGAGUUGGCAUGUCAGAAGGACAGUCUAUCCAUAAUGCUGAAGGGAAGGAGAACUACCAGGCUGGACUUCACGAAGCAGCCUCAGGAAAGGCGACACCUCCCAAAGUGCCAAAGAAAACAAACAAAGUCUUGCGGAUGAGCAAAGCCCUGAAUCCCAAUGCCAUCGCUCCAGGCUAUUCUGGACCUCUAACUGGUGUACCACCAGAGAAGUUCAACAGGACAGCCAUCCCCAAAGGCUACCAGUCCCCCUGGCGGGAGUUCCUUAGCACCGAGGACUACCAGGUAGACCAUGAGACCCGUUUGCCUGAACCUCCCAGAAAAGUGAAUAGUUUUGACGUCAGGAGCUUCAAUAGGACCCCAACCCCAUUUGGCGGACCAUUACUGAAUGAUGUGAUCCUUGGGUAUGAGAUGAAUGAAGCCCCAACAGACAUGAGCAGCUUGGAACUCAUGUUAAACAGGCCCAGCUUCAACAGAGCACCUCGGGGCUGGAUACAGGCGAUGCCAGAAUCUGAAGAUCUGUAACUUCCUAUAAUGCUGCUGCCUGACUUUUUCCAACGCCAAUGCACGCUAGCCUCCUAAUCAUGGGGAAAAGAAAGAAAGCACCCUUUUUUAUUUCUGUGGUUUUACACACGAAGACGUAACAAUCAUCUGUUCCUUAGCAGG